This is a messenger RNA of Pecten maximus, 4154 nucleotides long. Its product is annotated as galactoside 2-alpha-L-fucosyltransferase 1-like. Gene Ontology annotation, molecular function: galactoside 2-alpha-L-fucosyltransferase activity. Gene Ontology annotation, cellular component: membrane. The record is from RefSeq and is a predicted model, not a curated record. The transcript is spliced from 3 exons. NCBI's taxonomy places the organism in Eukaryota, Metazoa, Mollusca, Bivalvia, Pectinida, Pectinidae. Gene Ontology annotation, biological process: carbohydrate metabolic process. The coding region runs from base 167 to 1117 and encodes 316 amino acids.
UGCUUUGCAGAAUCUAUUUGCGAAUCAAACGCACCGGCGACGUAUUUUUGUAUCGAAUGACCACAAUAUAGGAUAUUUGAUUGUCGUUUGGACAUUCAUGUCGCCACAGAAACACAGGAAAUGAGUCUUGGAAUUCUUAGAUAAUUAAUCCUCUCUGGUGAACACAAUGAGGCUACGUAUCUGUAGAAACUGUUUCCGUGUGAGAGGUGUGUACCAGAUGAUUGGCUACCUCCUACUGUUCCUGUUCAUGUUGCUCACCCUACAGUUUCGGGAUAACGUGUCGGAUUGUACUGUGUUCAACCUUCAGGGUACCCUUUUUUACCGUCCUCGCCCGCACUUCUUCUGCCUCAAGUACAGCGGUAACCUUGGAGACCAAAUGUUUCAGUACGCUUUUCUGUUGACUCUGCGGAUCCGCUACAGCACGGAAAUUACUCUUCCUUCUAAUAAUAUACUCACUCCAGUGUUCAACAUUGUUCCGCAAAACGAAUUUAUUCUUCAAUAUUGUGACUGUUUUCAAAAGAGAACUCAGAAGGAGACAACAUAUGGCUUUGAUCCAACACUGUUAAAUAUGGAUGUGAACUUUGAAGGCAGCUACAAAAGUUAUAAGUAUUUCGAAAGUCAAGUUGAUGAGGUUCGUUCCAGAUUCUAUCCUAAAAAAUGGAUCACAUCUAAAGUACGAAAAGAACUGGAUAAAAUAAGACAUGGACAUGGUGGUAAAAACUCGACCUUAGUAGGUAUUUACUUACCACAUCCUGCGGAAGGAUUUAAAGAUACUAAUGUGGAAAAUUUCCUUCAAAAUGCAAUACAGUUGUAUAGGGAGCAAUAUAGAAAUGUCAUCUUCAUUUGUGUGAUAAAGGAAGGGGCAGAGACAUUUUGGAUGAAGUCUAAAUUCAUUCUUCAGAAAGACAUAUCUGUGUUGGUGGAGUCAGGGGAGGACAUUGUGCUAGGACUGCUGGCUGGUGUUGACCACUCUGUCAUACUGAAGGAGUCGCUGGCCUGGUGGGGGGCUUGGUUGGCUGGAGGAAAAGUAGUCUACUACCAGGACAACUUCGACAGUAACGACAGCAGUCAAUCAGACAACAUCAGAUACCCUCCAGCCUGGAAUGCUUUGAAUUAACUCGGGGGUUCAAAGCAUCCCUUAUAAGGGGCUGAGUGAGCUAGUUUAUGCCAUAAUGCAGCAAUAGUUGUCCAGCUAUUGCCAACUGUUCAUUUUAAAUUCAAUAUAUGCACAAAAACACUAAAUAUGUUUUAAGAAACUUUUUGUACUGCUUCACAAUCAAGGGUGGCCGUGUGUUUGCCUUGGGUUAACUCCCAUUGUAGUGAUGGGAAUCAGGUUUCACUUUUAGCAUUGAUAAUCGUAACUCAAAAUCAAUCAAUUAUCAACUAUAAUCAAUUUUCUGAAUUUAGCACAGAAUUUAUGUUUAUCUAAAGUAUAUUUAUUACACAUCUUAGUGUUAUCAGUAUUUUUGAUACACUCCUCACAAAGCAUUUAAUGGUUGUUGAUACAUGGAAUGUAUAUUUAAACCUCCUUAAUCUCUUGUAAACAACCAAUGAAUAUAUUGGUAAAAUAUCAGAUCAACUACUUCUUGGUUCGGUAACAUUACAAAUACAUGCAAAGCCAAAGAUUUACAAACAGUCCCAGAAAUAUCCAAUUUAUUGCCUUUUAAAAAUUGCCAUCGAUGAUCGGUUUUAUUUUGUUUUUUGACUAAUUUUCGAUUAUUUUCUAUCAUUUGCUAACCACUAUCCCCUAGAACAAUAAUGAAGUUGAUCGGAAUCAUACGGGUACAUACUAUUACAACUCGAAACAAGUGCUGAUAUUUUUUUUUAUUUUUAUUAUUUUUUUUUUAAAUUUAGGUCACCUGAGAUGGAGUCUCAUGUGAUCUUUUCUAAUCGCCUUUUGUCUGUUGUCAGGAGUCCAUAAACAAUUUACAUUUUCAACCAAUCUGUCAUUUAGGACGAGUAGCGAUUUUCCCAUUAGGACUUGCCCGUGGCCCCAGAGGAGCCACACCUCCAAUUAUACAACAUUUGAUUUAAUGAUUUAGACAAAAUUUCACCUGAGGAGUUCAGGACCAGUAGCGAUAAAAAGAAAUGUUGACAGAUGGAUAGCUGAUACAUCAUGGCAACAUUCCAUCAUGAGUGUUCAAACUAUAACAUUCCUGGGUCAUAGACCAUGAUAACAUUCCAUGUGUGUUCAAAUUACAUUCCCGCGUAAUAUACCAUGACAGCAUUACAUUCAAACUUCAUUCUGUGUCUGAUUACAAAAACAUGCCUCAAUGUCAUUGUUACAUGUCAUUGUGUCUGCCCUCAUGGUACCCCAAUGUCACUGUUACAUAUCAGUGUCUGCCCUCUUGGUACCCCAAUGUCACUGUUACAUGUCAUUGUAUCUUCCCUCUUGGCACCCCAAUGUCACUGUUACAUAUCAUAGUGUCUGCCCCCUUGGUACCCCAAUGUCACUGUUACAUAUCAGUGUGUCUGCCCUCAUGGUACCCCAAUGUCACUGUUACAUAUCAUUGUAUCUGCCCUCUUGGUACCCCAAUGUCACUGUUACAUAUCAGUGUCUGCCCUCUUGGUACCCCAAUGUCACUGUUACAUGUCAUUGUGUCUGCCCUCAUGGUACCCCAAUGUCACUGUUACAUAUCAGUGUCUGCCCUCUUGGUACCCCAAUGUCACUGUUACAUGUCAUUGUAUCUGCCCUCUUGGCACCCCAAUGUCACUGUUACAUGUCAUUGUAUCUGCCCUCUUGAAUUGGCACCCCAAUGUCACUGUUACAUAUCAAGUGUCUGCCCUCUAGGUACCCCAAUGUCACUGUUACAUGUCAGUGUCUGCCCUCUUGGUACCCCAAUGUCACUGUUACAUGUCAUUAUAUCUGCCCUCUUAGCACCCCAAUGUCACUGUUACAUAUCAUAGUGUCUGCCCCCUUGGUACCCCAAUGUCACUGUUACAUAUCAUUGUAUCUGCCCUCAUGGUACCCAAUGUCACUGUUACAUAUCAGUGUCUGCCCUCUUGGUACCCCAAUGUCACUGUUACAUGUCAUUAUAUCUGCCCUCUUAGCACCCCAAUGUCACUGUUACAUAUCAUAGUGUCUGCCCCCUUGGUACCCCAAUGUCACUGUUACAUAUCAUUGUAUCUGCCCUCUUGGUACCCCAAUGUCACUGUUACAUGUCAUUGUAUCUGCCCUCUUGGUACCCCAAUGUCACUGUUACAUAUCAGUGUCUGCCCUCUUGGUACCCCAAUGUCACUGUUACAUGUCAUUGUGUCUGCCCUCAUGGUACCCCAAUGUCACUGUUACAUAUCAGUGUCUGCCCUCUUGGUACCCCAAUGUCACUGUUACAUGUCAUUGUAUCUGCCCUCUUGGCACCCCAAUGUCACUGUUACAUGUCAUUGUAUCUGCCCUCUUGGUACCCCAAUGUCACUGUUACAUAUCAGUGUCUGCCCUCUUGGCACCCCAAUGCCACUGUUACAUAUCAUGGUGUCUGCCCUCAUGGUACCCCAAUGUCACCGUUACAUAUCAGUGUCUGCCCUCUUGGUACCCCAAUGGCAGUUGAAUGUUCAAAUUGGAUACUAAUUAAUCAUCUUAUAAUGAAAUCCUUGUAUGAUACUUGUUAAUGAUCUUUAUAUGGAUCUCAAAGUUUGACACUAUUUUAUUAUCUUAAUGCUGAUCAUGAAAUCCUUUGCAUGAUACUAAUGCAUUCACUUUAUACUGAAAUCCUUGUAUGAUACUUGUUAAUAAUCUUUAUGUGGAUUUCAAAGUUUGAUACUUUUUAAUGAUCUUGAUACUGAAAUCCAGAUAAAGUCGUUGAUGUCCCGGCCUUCUGCACUGAAGUUUGUUAUCUGUUUUUAUGUAUAAACUGAAAAUGUUCUGAAAAAAUCAUGCAGUAAGAUAUGUGCACAAGACGUUUCUCACUUUUUACUAAACUUUUUAACUUGUUAGAUAUUCUUGAUCAUAGAUGUAUUCAUUAAGAAAAACAUAUGUUUUUACUGACUAUAUAUGUAAUAGUCUUGGUCAUGGAAAUGUUUGUAAAUACUGUAAUAAUUUGAUAUUGAGUUGAUGCCUUUAACCAUUAUGGUUGGUAUGAUGUAACUAAUAGGAUCAGUAUACCGACUGUCAUGGAUUGGAGAGACAACAAAAUAAAACUUACAUUAAUGAUAUACAA